Molecule: messenger RNA, 327 nt
Organism: Staurois parvus
Lineage: Eukaryota; Metazoa; Chordata; Amphibia; Anura; Ranidae
Source: the annotation of a GenBank genome assembly
GUGGGCACAGGUGGGUGGCACUGCUGGGCACAGGUAGGUGGCACUUCUGGGCACAGGUGGGUGCACUGCUGGGCACAGGUGGGUGCACUGCUGGGCACAAGUGGGUGCACUGCUGGGCACGGGUGGGCGGAGCUAGUGGGCGCACUGCUGGGCACAGGUGGGCGGAACUUGCGGGUGGCACUGCUGGGCACCGAUCAUCAGGGCACUGAUCAUCAGUGCCCUGAUGAUCGGUGCCGAUCCCCGCUCUGACAACUGCCGGUUCUCGGCAGUACUUUCCUCACGAUCUGACAGCGUGAGGAAAGUGCAGCCGAGAACCGGCACUUGCAU